Molecule: messenger RNA, 1128 nt
Organism: Eubalaena glacialis (North Atlantic right whale)
Lineage: Eukaryota; Metazoa; Chordata; Mammalia; Artiodactyla; Balaenidae
Gene: GPR34
Product: G protein-coupled receptor 34
Exons: 1
Coding region: 4-1128 (374 amino acids)
Biological process (GO): G protein-coupled receptor signaling pathway
Cellular component (GO): membrane
Molecular function (GO): G protein-coupled purinergic nucleotide receptor activity
Source: RefSeq, a predicted model, not a curated record
CAGAUGGUAACAAUGACGACAACUUCAGUCAGCAGCUGGCCUUGCUCCUCCCAGGGAGUGCACUUUAUAACUAAUCACAGCGUCCAAUGGCCACACAACUUCUCAGGAGCAUCAAAUUUUACUGCCUGUUCCAUGGACGAAAAAUUACUCUCUAGUGUGUUAACAACAUUCUACUCUGUUAUUUUCAUCGUGGGCCUCGUUGGAAACAUAAUUGCCCUCUAUGUAUUUCUGGGUAUCCACCGCAAAAGAAAUUCCAUUCAGAUUUACCUACUCAAUGUGGCCAUUGCAGACCUCUUACUUAUCUUCUGCCUCCCUUUCCGAAUAAUGUAUCACAUUAACCAAAACAAGUGGACACUAGGUGUGAUUCUUUGCAAGACUGUGGGAACACUAUUUUAUAUGAACAUGUACAUUAGCAUUAUUUUGCUUGGAUUCAUCAGUUUGGAUCGCUACAUAAAAAUUAAUCGGUCUGUACAACAACGGAAGGCAAUAACAACCAAACAGAGUAUUUAUGUUUGCUGUAUAGUAUGGAUAAUUGCUCUUGCUGGAUUUUUAACUAUGAUUAUUUUAACCCUUAAGAAAGGAGGUCAUAAUUCCACAAUGUGUUUCCAUUAUAGAGAUAAGCAUAAUGCAAAAGGAGAAGCAAUUUUUAACUACAUUCUUGUGGUAAUGUUCUGGCUAAUUUUCCUACUAAUAAUCCUUUCAUAUAUUAAGAUUGGCAAGAAUCUAUUGAGGAUUUCUAAAAGGAGGUCAAAAUUUCCUAAUUCUGGCAAAUAUGCCACUACAGCCCGGAAUUCCUUUAUUGUGCUUAUCAUUUUUACUGUAUGUUUUGUUCCCUAUCAUGGCUUCCGAUUUGUCUAUAUUUCUUCACAGCUAAAUAUGUCGUCUUGCUAUUGGAAGGAAAUCGUUCACAAAACCAAUGAGAUCAUGCUGGUUUUCUCAUCUUUUAAUAGCUGUUUAGAUCCAGUCAUGUAUUUCCUGAUGUCCAGUAACAUUCGCAAAAUAAUGUGCCAACUUCUUUCCAGACGAUUUCAAGGGGAAGCGAGCAGGAGUGAAAGCACUUCAGAAUUUAAACCAGGAUACUCCCUGCAUGAUACAUUUGCUGCAGCUAAAAUUCAGUCUACUUCUUAA